Salarias fasciatus (jewelled blenny) is the source of this 2827-nucleotide messenger RNA. RefSeq names its product sodium/potassium/calcium exchanger 1-like. The record is from RefSeq and is a predicted model, not a curated record. Gene Ontology annotation, biological process: long-term synaptic depression; calcium ion transmembrane transport; long-term synaptic potentiation. The transcript is spliced from 6 exons. Gene Ontology annotation, cellular component: plasma membrane. Gene Ontology annotation, molecular function: calcium, potassium:sodium antiporter activity; calcium channel activity. Lineage: Eukaryota; Metazoa; Chordata; Actinopteri; Blenniiformes; Blenniidae. Bases 234 to 1913 code for a protein of 559 amino acids.
UCCGGGUAACAGGACAGGCGUGUACAAUUUGUUCCUAUGUUAAUUUUACUUUCGGGACGCUUGUACGUCGAAGACGAAUCUUCAGAUAUAUCGAAGAAUUAUAAAAAAAUGAGGAUGGGAAUCAUUGCACUGAAGUGUUGGACUUCGCUUCCCCAUGGUCUGUUUGUCCACAAGGCUGGAAUUUAACUAACACUGAUCAUUUGUAGUCUGUAACGCCGUUUCGUCAAGACAACAUGAAGCACACAGGGAGAGUACCACUGAACUUUUGCUCUGGGGUUUACCUCUGCAUCCUGGUCCAGCUGACCAUCAGUGCCAAGCUGGGCUUGACAACGCCUCAGAUCAAAGAGGAUUUUGGAAAAAACUCAACACAGAUGUUUAAGGCGCUGAAUGAGCCACUCUCUGCUGCAAAUGAGCUCGAGCCGCCUGGUCAAGUAACACCAGGAAUUCAGACUGAUGCUUCAGCAUUCACACCAGUCAGUGCCAUCAGAACUCCAGAAUCAACACCAACACCCACACCUUGCUCUGCGACAAUUUCUAUCUCAGCAUCUCCCUCAGAAGGACCAUCACACAGGAUGAAUCAAUCCCCAAAAGAUCUUUUUUCUCUUGAGCAGCGCAGGCGAGGCUGGGUGAUCCUGCACAUUGUUGGGAUGCUUUACCUGUUCUUGGCUCUUGUGGUUGUGUGCAAGGAGUUCUUUGUUCCUGCAGUGGAAGUAAUCGCAGACAGGUUGGCCAUCUCUGAUGACGUGGCGGGAGCCACUGUCAUGGCUGCAGGGAGAUCCAUCCCAAGGUUUUUUGCAUUUUUAAUAGGGAUCGUGGUCGCACACAGCAAAGUGGGAAUCGGCACAAUCGUUGGGCCAGCUGUGUAUAACAUCUUGUUUGUGAUUGGGAUGUGUGCUUUGUUUUCACGGGAGGCUCUUCAUCUGACCUGCAGGCCUUUUUUCAGGGACAUGACUUUCUACAUAUUUCUCCUCACCUUAAUAAUGUUGUGUUUCUUGGACGAUGUCAUCAUGUGGUGGGAGAGCCUGAUACUGGUGGCCGGCUACACUGUUUAUAUAAUCUUAAUCAGGUUUGAUGCACAACUAGAACGAGUGGUAAAACUUUUCAAACACAAGAACAUUGCAAAAUUCACCGCUGUGGAAGAACUGGAAACGGAAGAUGCGCCUGCAGGGGAGCAUGAGUCAAGAGGAUGGGAAGUCUCCGGCACUGACAGAGCUGACAGCGAGAAAAACAGUGAUGACUGCUGUGAAAAUGGGAACGAUGAGAAUGAAAACACAGAAGAGGCAGAGAAAGAAGCAACAGAAGAUAAACCGUUGUCUUUAAAGUGGCCUGACGCACCAUGUGAGCAAGCUGCCUACUUCUUCCUGUUGCCCAUAAUCCUCCCUCUCUGGCUCACAGUUCCUGAUGUUCGCAACCAGAAAUCCAGGAGGUUCUUUGGGAUUACCUUUGUGGCUUCCAUUCUGUGGAUUACUCUCCUCUUGUACUUCCUUGUGUCUUUGGGUCAUCAGGUGGGAGAAACUUUUGGAAUCCCACACGCCUUUAUGACCGUCCUGAUGGGAUGGAGCAGCCCGGACCUCCUCACCAGUGUGAUUGUGGCUCGUAAAGGCCGGGGGGACAUGGCAGUGUCCAGCUCUGUGGGCUGCAACAUCUUCGACAUCGCUGUUGGCCUCCCGGUCUCGUGGCUCCUCUUUUCGUCCAUCCACGGCUCGGCUUCAGCGGCCGUCGGCACCACCGGGCUCGUCUGUUCCUGCGUGUUGCUCUUCCUCACGUUCCUCUUUGCCAUCGUCCUCAUGCUGUGCUGCAAGUGGAGGAUGAGUAAGCUCCUGGGAUCCUCCAUGAUCCUGCUCUACAUCAUCUUCCUCGUCAUUUGCUUCCUGCUGCACUCUCAGGUUAUUGUUUGUCCUUUCAAGACAUAAAAUCCCAGAUUCUACUGAGACAUUUACCAUCUUCCUGUUGACCUGUAAUCAUGACCACUCAGCAUUUACCGUGUAAUAUCAUACUUCUGUAUGAGAUCUGCACUCACAGACCAGCACUGCAACUCAUAAUUGGUUCUUGAAUAUCUACGCUUUUGGAACUAUGGAUAAGAAAUGUUUUUUUUUUUCUUUAAAGACUUUGACACUACCUAUGAUUUGGAAUAUUACUCAGUGAGGGUUUUUUUCUUUUAUACAGACUGCAUUGCAAGGGACUAUUAGAUGCACUUUUUAAAUAUUUACGUGUCUAUAGUUUCAACAUUAUUAUGUAGCAUUCGAAAAUUCCUAUAUAAACAUUUGCAUUUGCAAGAAGUAAGACUUCUGUAUUAAGUUUUUACAAUAUUUUAUUUUAUUAAAACUAAUACAAAGCUAUUUUUAUAGAUUUUAUUUGAAAUAUAGUAUUUUUUAAUAACUGGAAAUAAAUUUUUGCAUUCAUGGUUUUUUUUAAGAUUCAUAUUCUACAAAAUAAAUCCGCAAUUUUUUUUGUAACACUGAAAGAAAGUAAAAAAACAUGAACAUUUGACUUGUUGCUUCAAGUGUUGAUUUAAUGUAUUAUUUUAACUUGUAAAUUGAUUAAAAUUCUCACUAUUGACCCUCCAAACCUUAAAAAAGAAAUGCCAAUGCUUUUAGUUGAUUUUGAGAAGAGUGUUGAACAGAAUAUUUUAACAAGCGUACUUUUACUUAUAAUCAAGUAAAACCAAAGCAGUGUUACAAAUAUAACUAGUUGUAGCUCAAAGGGGCCUUUUUCUGUUUUUUUGCAUGUUGACAAACUCAUGUAUCUUUGUCACUCCGAGGCUGCUCUUAUCAUUUGUUUCCAUAAUAGUUACACAGUUUGUUUGCAAAAGAAAAAAAAUACAUAA